AUGGGUUGUAAUUCAACAAAAUCAAGUGGAGAGUAGCUUGUCUAAUGUGAGGAUAUCAAAAGAAUUACAAAAUAAUCAAGUGAGUUAAUAGAAAUUUAGUAAAAUAUUCUUAAGCACUUAAAUAAAUAAUAAUGCCAAAAAAGAACUAGUGUUACGUCUCUAUAAAGUACUCUAUCAUCAAGCAGUAUAUAAUAAUUUAACAAAUAGAAAAUUCAAGGUUAAGUAUUUAAAAAUCUGAAAUGACAUUGUCUACUAUUGUUCUUUAGACAGAAAUAGGACCAUAGUAGUUAAAUAAAAAAUUGGCAUUGUGA
Molecule: messenger RNA, 311 nt
Organism: Paramecium pentaurelia
Lineage: Eukaryota; Ciliophora; Oligohymenophorea; Peniculida; Parameciidae
Source: the annotation of a GenBank genome assembly